This is a messenger RNA of Cyphellophora attinorum, 891 nucleotides long. RefSeq lists its product as uncharacterized. The transcript has a single exon. NCBI's taxonomy places the organism in Eukaryota, Fungi, Ascomycota, Eurotiomycetes, Chaetothyriales, Cyphellophoraceae. The coding region runs from base 1 to 891 and encodes 296 amino acids. The record is from RefSeq and is a predicted model, not a curated record.
AUGCCUCCCAAAAAGUUAGGCCAGCCAAAGGCACAGCAGCAGAAAACAGACCAAAACAAGCAACAGCAACAGACGAAACGGCAGAAAACCAAUGGCGACUCAGAGCAAAAAGGCAACGAACAGGAGCCACAAUUCAGCGAAGAAGAACAAUCUCAAGAACGCUCCAAAGCCGCCAAGGACUCCCUAGCGGCAAAGAAGAAAGCCCAGCAGCUCCUCCAAGCAGCCGCCGGCGCCGGCGACUCUAAAGAACGCCAGAAACUGCUCAAGCAGGCCCUCGACAAAGAAGUCGAGUCGGAAUCAUUCGGAAAACUGGCCAAAUGGCUCAACUCAGGCGCACUGCAAGGAUUCGCCGCUGGCAGUCUGCCUGGAGUUGGGCUUGGUACUCUGACUGGAACGCUCGUCGGCGGCGUAACGAGCUUGAUCACUGGUGGACUCGGCGCUGGUGUUGGGUAUCUAAAGGGGCCGGCGUACUCUGUGGGCGGAGUUGCGGCCGCAGGGGUUGGCAAGCUGACUGACGGUAUGCUGGAAUGGAAUCCCGAUGCUACGGAGGACCAGAAGAAGGCUGUUGAGGGUAUGGCUGGCCAGAUCAAUGAGCAGGAUAUGCCAGAUGAUGACGAGCUUGAGACGUUUAGUGCAGGCAAGGAGGCUAUAGGCGAUGGCGCCAAAGCAGGCGCGAAGGGCCUGCAGUCGUAUAUGGGUGGAGGGGAGGGAGAAGCGGCGAAAGACACAGCGAAAGACAGUGCUACCGCAGCUAAGGACAAGGCACCUUCAACGAAAGAUGCCAAAGCAACGGCGUCUUCGGCGAGCAAGCAAACCACAUCGACGGGAUCAGGAGACUCAGCGCCUCGACCGAAGCGCAAGCCGCCGAAGCUGGAGAAGAAAUCGGCGUAG